This is a messenger RNA of Sclerotinia trifoliorum, 1546 nucleotides long. NCBI's taxonomy places the organism in Eukaryota, Fungi, Ascomycota, Leotiomycetes, Helotiales, Sclerotiniaceae. The record is from the annotation of a GenBank genome assembly.
AUAAUUCCCAAUAUGACACUAAAACGGUUUCUCAAGACGGAUACAAUAAUCUAUACAGCAAAGAAGAGAUCGAAGCACGAAGCUCGAAGCUCAAAGCAUACUUCGCUAUCUAAGGAAUUUAAGAUCUUAUCUUAAAAUUGAAACCGAAAGAGAAAUUGAAGUCGCAUAUCGUUCUUUCUCUGUUGGAAGAUAGUGCAUUAGAUACCUAUACCUUCCUUAAGUGAAAAGAACUGAUAGCUAAGAAAAAUAUCAUCUCAACACCUGUCUUUCUAUCGCCUCCCAGCUUUGUGGAUAUAUAUUUAUUUGACCAGUUCUUAUUCAUUAGUACAAUAUUAUAUUCAUAGACCUAUCAUUAGCUUAUUUAACCACUCCACAAGUUAAUUCUUCUCAGUCUUCAUCUUCAAACAAUGGAUAGGCCAUCAUCAGAAAAAGAAGAGCCACCUACUGCGUCUCAAUCAGAUGAACCCCAGACUCAUGAGGUAGAAGUCAAAAGUUCCAAUGGAGACAAUAAAGAUCAUGAGCGUUCCGAAGGAUUAAUAUCGAGAUACCACAAACAAAUUCUCAAGGGGCAAAUUCCAACGGAAACACGAAGAGAUUUAGAAAAACUUCCUGAUGUGAAGGGAGAAAGUUCAGCUGAUGGGAUGGAAGGAUAUGGAUCAGCAGAAAAUCAAAAAACCCCCAAUCGAGCGAAUAUAAACCACCGACAAACUCAUUCGGAUCUAGAAUCGAUGACAGCACGGGUAGCUCGAGCACGUCGCAAUGCAAUUUUAGAGGGAUCAGUAUCCGAACCAGAAUCUCAUGAAGCCACGCAGAAACAUCAGUCAUGGUCAGAAGAGGUGGAUGGUUCAAAGACUGUAAGAGUGACCACGGAAUUAAGUGAACAUGGAUUAGUUUCGACCGAUUCACGAAAAUCGCUUGAACCAUUAUCUUCUUCAGCAUCCUCGCCGAUCCCAAUACCGCCAUCUGGAGUCUUACCACCACAUCAUGUUGGAUCCGAGGGAGUAUAUCGUAAUGUGGCGGGGCUACCUUCGGAAAUGUUGACUCCUGAAGAAAGCGAAUCCCGCACUACCGCUGCUGAAAGUCCAGAGUAUAAACUACAGGUGGAUGCUUCGUCGUUUGGUCAUACCGUGGAGAAGAGGCGUACCCCAAGGAGUAUGUCUGAUGGAUUUGGAGCGACAGUGGCGAUGUACAAUAAGCUGAAAGAUUUGUCUGUAAAACUGGAACAGAAUAAGAGUGAGGAGCUAGUUGAUAGGAUGAAGAAAAAGACAAAGAACGCGGGGAUGAAGGAUGAUGCGGAGAAGAAUUGAUAGAAGUAGGCGAGGUUACUUUAGGAGUAUGAGCAAGCAUUGCCAAUAAAUCUUCUGAUUCAGUUCUUGCCAGCGAAGCAUCCAUAGACUUUCAAUUCUAUAGCACGUAAUUACUCCUAGCGGAAUUGAAUAUAGAAUUCUUACAAUAUCCUGAUAGUCGCAUGGCGUAAGUCAAAUACCCCACUUUCGAACCAUUCUCCUCUUGAAUGGUGAUAUUUUCUUACUAAUGAGUUCACUUG